Molecule: messenger RNA, 168 nt
Organism: Verticillium dahliae VdLs.17
Lineage: Eukaryota; Fungi; Ascomycota; Sordariomycetes; Glomerellales; Plectosphaerellaceae
Exons: 2
Coding region: 1-168 (55 amino acids)
Source: RefSeq, a predicted model, not a curated record
AUGUCCUCUCAGAGACUAUGGCUCAAGCUGUCAUCGAGCCUUGAGCACAGAAACAGAGCAGCAAACUCCACGGCAUGGAGACUUCUCAGGAGUCAUGGGCGGCAGCGAUUUGGGCCUUGGACCCGCGAGGAGCGUAUUCUUCGUAUAGCCCGCUUACUUCUUCUUUGA